Molecule: messenger RNA, 1437 nt
Organism: Cladophialophora yegresii CBS 114405
Lineage: Eukaryota; Fungi; Ascomycota; Eurotiomycetes; Chaetothyriales; Herpotrichiellaceae
Product: mannan polymerase II complex MNN10 subunit
Exons: 3
Coding region: 1-1437 (478 amino acids)
Biological process (GO): protein N-linked glycosylation
Cellular component (GO): Golgi membrane
Molecular function (GO): glycosyltransferase activity
Source: RefSeq, a predicted model, not a curated record
AUGUCCCAAUCAGUUUCACCACUACCUCCUCACGGACGAUGGAACUCACCAGGCCUGACCGAACGCACCUCAACUCCCAACAGCUUGUAUGCUGGAGCCCGCAAUUACCAAGAUCAUAAUGACGACCAGUGGGCGGCGGCAAAAGCAAGAAGCGCACAGGUUAGAGGAUAUCCCAGCAUACAAACAAAGAAUGAAGGCUUCUUCCUGCGGUCCAAGCGGAAAAUCUCGACCCUUCCCGUCUUCAGUCCUUACACUCCUCUCUCCGCCAACUGGAAAGACCCAGAGAAACUCGGCCGCAGCCGGUGGUAUCCGAGAGGUGGUGGCAGCUUGUCCAGGGUCAAGACAUUUGCUGGCAAUGUCUUGAGGAAGUUCAAGUUUCUGUUCAUAAUAUUGUCCGUUGUGACGUUGACAACGGUGCUACUCUCACAGACAAAUGUCCUCAGACGGUAUCGCGGCAACUCUCACCUAGGAGGCGGAAGCAAAUUCGUCAUUGUCCUUGGGGCCAACGAAGGCGGAGGUGUCAUGGAGUGGAAAGGUCCCAGGGAAUGGGCCAUCGAGCGCGACAGUGUUAAGAACAAAAAGAGAUAUGCGGAAAGAUGGGGAUACCACCUGGACAUUGCAGACAUGAGCACCAAGAAGAGAUACGCCCAUGAAUGGCGCGAGAGCUGGGAGAAAGUUGACCUGAUCCGCAACGCCAUGGCUCGGUAUCCAAAUGCUGAAUGGUUUUGGUGGCUUGACUUGAACACUUUCAUCAUGGAACCCUCAAUAUCUCUCCAGAAACACAUCUUCAACACCCUCGACACACAAGUGUACCGCGAUAUCAAUGUCUACAACCCUCUCAACAUUACCCAUCCACCCCAGACCGAAUUCCUUGACCUUGUCGCCAGGUCGCCCACUGGCGACAACCUGACGUCCUCGAUCGACGUCAUCAUUCCCCAAGAUUGUGACGGCUUCAACUUGGGUUCUUUCUUUGUCCGACGGUCUGCCUUUACAGAUCGAUUGCUUGAUUUAUGGUGGGACCCUGUUCUGUAUGAGCAGAAGCACAUGGAGUGGGAGCACAAAGAACAGGACGCGUUGGAGCAUCUUUACGCUUCUCAGCCGUAUCUACGGACUCACUUUGCAUUCAUCCAUCAGCGGAAGAUCAACUCUUUUCCGCCGGGUGCUUGUGCGGCUCAGCCGGCCCCUGACCAAGAGGCCCACGACAGGGAGCCGGUCCUCGAUCCUAGGUUCCACUAUAGUGAAGCGGAGCGGGACUUCAUGGUCAACAUGGCUGGUUGCGAGUGGGGUCGAGACUGUUGGGCCGAGAUGUACAUGUACCGCGAGCUCAGCAACAAGCUGAACCGUUCGUGGCGCGAAAAGGUCAAGGCCGCCAUAACCCAACGAUGGGUGAGCUUCAGGAGAACAGCUGACAAGGAAAGCACGACAAGGGAGGAUUAA